This is a messenger RNA of Gavia stellata (red-throated loon), 1053 nucleotides long. RefSeq names its product Myb/SANT DNA binding domain containing 1 (gene MSANTD1). Gene Ontology annotation, cellular component: nuclear body. Gene Ontology annotation, biological process: positive regulation of DNA-templated transcription. The record is from RefSeq and is a predicted model, not a curated record. Lineage: Eukaryota; Metazoa; Chordata; Aves; Gaviiformes; Gaviidae.
AUGGAGGAUCUUCUGUUCCUAGGACAGCAGGUACUGAAGAUUUUCUUCCACACCAUAACUCCCAAAGCUAUAAAAGUGCGGGUUUGUGUGUAGCCUGCAUCUCCCUUCUGCUCCACCUCUGAGAAGCAGAGCAAGGGAAUGGGGCAGAGUGUUUCAGGGCUGCAAUUUCUGAGCGUGGAGAAGUUGCUGUGUUGUCUUCUCUUCAGCCAGAGGAGGUCAAGUCAGUCACUGAUUCAGUCCCUUGUAAGGAGUCACUUCACAGGUCAGUCAGCAAUGGCUGCAGCAGAAAUUCCCAGUUACAUUGUCUCUUCUCAGACUGAGAAACACAGGAGGGCCAGAAACUGGACUGAUGCAGAAAUGAGAGGUUUAAUGCUGGUUUGGGAAGAAUUUUUUGAUGAGCUGAAACAAACUAAAAGGAAUGCCAAAGUUUAUGAGAAAAUGGCUAACAAACUCUUUGAAAUGACUGGAGAAAUUCGCCACGGAGAGGAAAUAAAGAUAAAAAUUACAAAUAUGACAUUCCAGUACAGGAAAUUAAAAUGCAUGACUGACAGUGAAACUGUUGCACCUGACUGGCCUUACUACAAAACCAUUGAUAGGAUCUUAUCCAAAGUGACAGACCACAGCGAUGUGAAAAUGCAUGAAAAUCAGCAACCAGGUCCUUCUACAUCACAGACGGAGGCCUCGCAGUCUCCAUCAGCUAAGUCGACACCUCUGUAUUUGCCAUAUAACCAGUUUACAUAUGAAGGAAGGGAAGAGUGCUUUGAAGAUGAACAUUCAGAGAGCUCGUCAAGCUUACUCUCUUACAAGCUGAGAGCUGAAGAAAGACCAGUUAAGAAAAGAAAAAUGCAAAGCUGCAGCUUCCAAAAGAAGAAGCUAAAAUUAAUGGAGGCCAUGUUGGAAGAACAAAAGAAGUUGAGUAGAGCUAUGGAAGAAACCUGUAGAGAAGUGCGCAGGAUUCUGGAUCAGCAAAACAUCAUUCAAGUUCAAAGCUUACAGUUACAGGAGAGAAUGAUGAAUCUACUGGAGAAAAUGAUCUCCAAAUCUAAUGUGUAG